Pangasianodon hypophthalmus (striped catfish) is the source of this 5265-nucleotide messenger RNA. It is a transcript of the gene tgoln2, whose product is annotated as trans-golgi network protein 2. The record is from RefSeq and is a predicted model, not a curated record. The coding region runs from base 171 to 1634 and encodes 487 amino acids. The transcript has 4 exons. Lineage: Eukaryota; Metazoa; Chordata; Actinopteri; Siluriformes; Pangasiidae.
CCCUCAAAUUCCAUCUCAAACCCGGAAGUAUGUGACGUUGCACCUUGGACUGAAAGUGACGGUUAACGUUUUGAUGUUUUGCUUGUUUUCCUUGCUCAGAAGUGUCCUUUUUAAUAGAUUUAAGAUUCAGACGCGGUUUUUUUCUGUCGUGUAGCUCGUACAAAGUCACAAUGCGCUUCACGUUAACGGCUGUGUUGUUGUUUUCGGUGUUUCUGUUGAUUUCUGACGGUUUCUCUGUCCGCCGUGAUGUCAGUAAUGCAGCCGCUGUAACCCAGGACAAGAAUAAUGAGACAACUGGCCAAUCACAGGGCAAGAAUGAAAAGACGAACGUCCCAACCAACAACAAGACAACAGCCGACCACCCGAAUGGUGCAGUAGACAAGACAACCAGUAAUGGAGACGAACAGAAAAGCACCGCUGUGAAAGAAGAGGAAGAGGGAAAACCUGAGGAAGAGGGUAAACCUAAGGAAGAGGAAAAGGGAAAACCUGAGGAAGAGGGUAAACCUAAGGAAGAGGAAAAGGGAAAACCUGAGGAAGAGGGUAAACCUAAGGAAGAGGAAAAGGUAAAACCUGAGGAAGAGGGUAAACCUAAGGAAGAGGAAAAGGUAAAACCUGAGGAAGAGGGUAAACCUAAGGAAGAGGAAAAGGUAAAACCUGAGGAAGAGGGUAAACCUAAGGAAGAGGGAAAACCUGAGGAAGAGGGUAAACCUAAGGAAGAGGGAAAACCUGAGGAAGAGGGAAAACCUGAGGAAGAGGGAAAACCUGAGGAAGAGGGAAAACCUAAGGAAGAAGGAAAACCUGAGGAAGAGGGAAAACUUAAGGAAGAGGAAAAGGGAAAACCUGAGGAAGAGGGUAAACCUGAGGAAGAGGGUAAACCUGAGGAAGAGGGAAAACCUGAGGAAGAGGGUAAACCUAAGGAAGAAGGAAAACCUGAGGAAGCGGAAGAGGGAAAACCUAAGGAAGAAGAAGAGGGAAAACCUAAGGAAGAAGAAGAGGGAAAACCUAAGGAAGAAGAAGAGGGAAAACCUGAGGAAGAGGGAAAACCUAAGGAAGAAGAAGAGGGAAAACCUGAGGAAGAGGGAAAACCUAAGGAAGAGGAAGAGGGUAAACCUGAGGAAGAGGGAAAACCUACGGAAGAGGAAGAGGGAAAACCUACGGAAGAGGAAGAGGGAAAACCUACGGAAGAGGAAGAGGGAAAACCUACGGAAGAGGAAGAGGGAAAACCUGCGGAAGAAGAAGGUAAUCCUGAGGAAGAGGAAGAAGGUAAUCCUGAGGAAGAGGAAGAGGGUAAACCUGAGGAAGAGGAAGAGGGUAAACCUGAGGAAGAGGGAGAGACUGAGACAGUUGAUGAACGUCAUGAGGGGAUUACUGAAACCGAAGGUAGUGACGAGGGUGAAGAUGAACUUGACGAUCUCGAGAGGAACAGCGGGCAGAAAGAGGUGUUUACCCCCAGGGAGGAGGGGGAGAGCAGCCACUUCUUCGCCUACCUCGUCUUCACUGCCUUGCUGGUGGCUGUUCUGUACAUCGGAUAUCACAACAAGCGCAAGAUCUUUGCUUUUCUGCUUGAGGGCAGGAGGACGAGGUACACACGGAGACCCAAAACAUCAGACUAUCAGAAACUCGAUUAUCACUGAGUUAGACGAGUCGUGGUGAUGCUGUAACCUGCAGGACAGAGUCGGGACUUUAAACACUUGACUCUGCGUCUGUCUCUGUUGUGAUCUGAUGGGGUUUUUUUGGGGUGUUUUUUUUGGGGUGUUUUGUUUAAGUUCAGCAUGGUUGAAGAUUACUUUGGUAUUUCCUGUUUUAGACCAAUCUGUUCUCGAAGGGUUUUGUGUAGUAGAGCAAAUGCCACUGUCAGGUGAAUAUUUCUUGGUUUUUUUUUGCCUGUCAGUUUGUUUAAUAUGAUGAUUGAUUAAAUGUGUAUAUCUGGGUUAGUUAUGUCCAUGCAGGGUUUUGAGAGAGAGAGAGAGAGAGAGAGAGAGAAAAAACUGUCUGUUAAACUGAGAUCAGGGAAAUAUGAUUGGUUGGUUGUUAGAAAUAAAGGUUUACAAAAUUCAGGGCUUAUUUAUGAAGUAAACGGCUUUGCGCAGGCCGGGCCAUGGCAAUGUGUGAUAGACACCUCAUAAAGCUUUGUGGGAAAAAAUGGUAAAGACCUCGUCUCAGCCCUUUAACCCAUUUUUUUUUUUUUGGUCCAAGCCAGCUUCAAACACACCGGUUGUGCUGUAAAAGUAAGGUGUGUUAAAAGCACAAGUGGAGAGAUUAUUAAAUUAUAUUCUGCCCUGUUGCACUGGGUUGAUGAUUGUAUGUGUGGGUGAGAGGUGACAAAAAAAAAAAGUCUCAGGAUGCUACAGAACUCUGUACAGUGCGGUCCUGCUUUAAAGCAGACACAGAAAAUGGCUUCCAGUGUCCACUACAGAUUCAUUUUGAAUUUUAAUAUAAUUUUCCUUUAAAGUCACUAAUUCAUGCUAAUAAUUUUGAAUUCUGCUUUAGUUGAACGGUUAGCGCUGCAGCAACACUGAUACACUUUUACCAUCUGAUACUCUAAUAAAAUAAAAGCACCAAACCACCACCACCACUAUUACAAUUAAAUAGUUGCUAGAGAAAUAGUGACGAUACUUAUAACACUCCUAGAAAUGUUUAUUGUGAUACUUUGUGAUAAACUACAAUAUCAUAUCAGCCCUGAUGCGGUUAUAAAGUAUCGUAUCGGUGCAGCCCUGAAGAUUUCAGAGAUUUUAGUUGCUUGAUUGUGAAAUUUUUGUGCUCUUUUGUCAUGAUAAAUGAGCUCAUCUGUGUGUGUGUGUGUGUGUGUGUGUUUCGAGGUCUCAGCUCAUGUUUGUCACGCUGAAUGUAAACAGAAUGAUGUCGACUUUACACAGCCAUAUGAACAUAAAAGUGGUGGGUGAGCCACUGAUUCAGGACUCGAAAGAAAUUUAUUGUCGUUUUGAACUGCAAUUCUAUUUUCUGUGGAACUUGUGACCAAAAAAAUACGUAAUGUUUCUGUUUUUGUUAUAAUGAUGUCUUUUUUUUUUUUUUUUUUAAAUGCAAAUAUAUCUGAUGUUAGAUUCCUUUGUGUGUGUGUGUGUGUGUGUGUGUGUGUGUGUGUGUGUGUGUAUGGGGUGUGUUCUAUAUAAGCUGAAGCUAAAACUCACGCUGUGUGCUCUGAUCCUGCAGUGACGGUUUUCUAGCACUUUCUGUUGACUUUGUGUGCGAGAGCAGGACAUGAAUGAAGGCUUCACACAACCACUGUUUAAAUCCUAAGAAAAUAUGAAAAUGUUUCUGUCUGUGGUCUGAUUUUUUUUUUUUUUUCCUUUUCACUUUUUCACUUAGAGAUACUGCUUUUGGAUAAAAUCUAAAUAAAAAAAAAAACAUUCAUAUAAUUUCUUUUGUUUUUUAAAUGAAAUAAUUCUAUCUUCAUGAUUACACACACUCACCACCGUGCUGAUUUUGGUCAAUAAUUUUUCACAUUUUUAGAAAAAUUGUGUCUAUAACAUGUCUUUUCUUAUAAUGUAGUAAUUAAAAAAAAAUGUUAAAACUGUCCACUUGUCUGACCAGCACAUUAUCUGAAACUCUGAAUAAGCUUUUAAGCUCCGCCCACUUGGCUCAAUCACAUGGUGUCUUAUAUCCCUGGAAAGCUUUUAUAUAUUUUAUAUCUUAACUUCAAGAGAGGGAACAACAGUUUUUAGCUGCUGUAAUGUAAGUUAGAACAGGAACUAACUUGUUUCGCAUCACUAAUUAUUGUGAUCAAAUUUAUAUCAUCCUUUUUGCUUCAUCUGUUUUCAAGUUUUCAACUUGAGGGUAGCGUGAUACAAAAUGAAGUAAAGUUUGAAAGAAGUUAGUGGGAAUUCUAGCACAAAGUGACAUUAAACUCAUGCAGGAUCAGAGAUGGUUUGCAUAUCUGAACAUUUCAAUCUUUCACAGAGAACACUCACCGAGAUUUAAAGACAUUUACUGAAAGACAUUUAUAGUCUAUUAUUACUGAUAGACUGCUAAAAAAUCUGCAUCAUGGACAUAUAAAAUCACAUGGACACACAGAUUUCACAAUAUAACGUGAAAGAGGUUUUAAUGAACACAAAAUAUGUUGUGUUAGUCUUUACAUUUUGGAUGCCGAGUGUCUAAAAGUCAUGUAAUCUCUACAUGCUUUUAUGGACAUCCCACAGCAGUGUGGUUAUGAGCUAUAAACCACAGAUAGUAACUAAAGAAUACACUAAAAAUGAACUAAAUUGAAAGUGUAAUGCUGAUCUGUGCACUGAAUUUAUAUUAUAUAUUAUAUUAUAAUUUAUAUUAUAGAGAAUGACUCUUUAUAGCUGCUAUAAUGUAAUGUAGAACAGGACUUAUUUCACAACACUGAAUGUAACUAUAAACAGAUAAUUAUGACAAAUUAUAGCAAAAAUUCAAUUCAAUUUUAUUUGUAUAGCGCUUUUUAACAAUGGACAUUGUCACAAAGCAUUUUUAGAGAAAUAAAUACGUUCAGGAUAUAAAUUGUAAAUGUAUGAACUUAUCCCUAAUGAGAAAGCCAGAGGUGAUGGUGGUGAGGAAAAACUCCCUGAGAUGAUACGAGGAAGAAACCUUGAGAGGAACCAGACUCAAAAGGGAACCCAUCCUCAUCUGGGUGACAUCGGAUAGUGUGAUUAUAAAUAAAUCCCUUCUGUAACUGUGUACUACAUGGAGAAAUAGUGCAAUUGUGUGACCAGGAAAUUCAUUAUAGUUUUCACAUGAAGUCUGUGUUGUUGAAUCUAUCCACUGUCCACUGAUGGAGACCUGAGUGCAGAACUGCCCGUGACAACCGCAGCCCCAAAGCCAUCACAGUACAACUGCCCAUAUGAACCGCAGUCCAGAGCCAUCUCCAUGCGCCACCAUCCCCAGCAAUUCCAAUGAUCUUCAGGCCGUCCAUGUGGGCCAUCCCCAGCAAUUCCAAUGAUCUUCAGGCCGUCCAUGUGGGCCAUCCCCAGCAGGAUGGAUCACUCAGGUCCGGAGAGCAGAAGGGAUCAGGAUCACUGUCAUCUCAUAAUGUUGUGUUAGUGUCUACAUUUUGUAUGCCGAGUGUCUAAAAGUCAUGUAAUCUCUACAUUCUUUUAUGGACAUCCCACAGCAGUGUGGUUAUGCGGUAUAAACCUCAGAUAGUAACUAAAGAAUACACUAACAAUGAACUAAAUUGAACGAUUAAUGCUGAUCUGUGCACUGAAUUUCUCAGUCUUAAUCAUUUUUGGUCAUGAUGUGUCAUUAAAUCAUGGAUACAUUUUAAGAUUAAAGUCUUAUCUCAUCUGA